AAUUCAAAGAAAAAUAUGAAAGUAUACAAUGCCGUUAACCGUGCCUGGAAUAAACGAGUUUAUCUGGAUGCAGCGCGAGGAGAAGGUGAAUGCAAUACUUUUUUUUACAUCAUGUUUAUAUUACAACUUCGUUAUCCACAGGCAUGCACAGCGUUGUUUCUUCUCGAUAAUUCCCAUUCAAUCUCUGGGAUAUACAUUACAUCGCUCAAGUGCAAGCUCGACAACAGAAAACUAAGACUGAGCUCCAUUAAAAGAGCUGACUCCAUUAAAAGAGCUGACGACAUUCAUUCCUUAACUUUUAAUUGCGGUGUCACCAUUAGUGACUAUGGCCCUUCCAUUGCCAAAGGCCAUAAACUAUACGAAAAUGGGGCUACAGACAAUAAUAAUACAACUGAUUAUUUAGACAAGCAGUCAUUUGCAAGGGUGUUCAAUGUGGCGGCACUGAGAGUCUCUGCAGAGGAAUGCCACGUACUUCAGAACAGAUUAAAGGGUCAUUUAUUGAACUGGCCUCGAAUUCAGAACAUCGCUAGGGUUCCGGGCGAUGACAUAGAACCGCAUUUGGAAGAGCUUUUUAGUGCUAAAGAUGAAGGGAUUUUAGCAGUUGCUGAAGAAAAUGAAGGUGAAAAUGCUGGCGAUCCCGACCUUCUGCGGAGAGCACGAAUUGCGCGAAAGUUUAAUAGCAGAGGUUAUAUUCAUUUCAGGAAGCUCUCCCAAAUUUCACGGCCCAAGAAGAAGGAAAAGAAGAAAGAGGAACAGGGCUCAAACAAUAAGACAAGGAGGAUUCACAAUAACAAGAACAAACUUGCAGUUGUUGAAGUUAUAGAGGAGGAUAUUGGUGAUGACGACGAAGAUCUGAGUGGCCUGCUGGGGAAAGAUUACAAGAUUAAGGAAUGGAGAGGGCCAACGAGAUUAUUACUUUUGGAUGAACGCCAUGCAAAGAAACCCAUUUCAGAGAUUCCACAAGCUGUGCAGGCUGUAUUGAGAGGAGAUGGUGAUCUACGUGGAAAGAUAAAGCCUGAGCUUGUCCAAUGCAAGUUAACUUUGUUUUAUGACUACUGGAAUACACAUGAGGUCUUACAGGAAUUGCUUCCAAAGGGAAUGGUUGUACCAACUGCAUUUGAACUUGUUGGCCAUAUCAUACAUUUGAACUUGAGAACCGAGCACCUGCCAUAUCGCCAUUUGAUUGCACAGGUAGUGUUUGACAAAAAUAAGCCAAAGAUACAAACAGUUGUCAACAAGAUUGAAGCAAUACAAAAUGAUUACCGAACAAUGGAACUUGAAGUGCUUGCUGGAAAAAAUUCUCUUGUAACAUCAGUGAUAGAAAAUGAACUUUGUUUCCAUGUUGAUCUUGGCACUGUGUAUUGGAAUUCGAGACUUGCAACAGAAAGACAGCGUCUUAUCCACAGUUUUAAGCGUGGUGACAAUGUUUGUGAUGUCUUUUGUGGUGUUGGUCCAUUAUCCGUUGCUGCUGCAAAGAAAGUGAACAGAGUGUAUGCAAAUGAUUUAAACCCAUCUGCUGUUAAAUAUCUAUUGAAGAAUAUUGCUUGCAAUAAACUUCAUGGUAAAGUUGAGGUCUUUAAUCUGGAUGGAAGGGAAUUCAUUAAAGAAAUAUUUGGACGCGAGAAGCCAGUCUAUAUAACACAAGUGGUCAUGAAUCUGCCUAAAGAUGCUGUUGAAUUUCUUGGUGCAUUCAGGGGUACAUUUAAAGAUGAACACAGGGAUAUGCACCUACCUUUGCCAACAAUCCAUGUCUAUGGAUUUUCUAAGGCUUCUAGUCCAGAGUCAGAUUUUCUUGAGUGCGUAGAGAUUGUGUUGGGUGAGAGUCUGGGUGCUGUGGAUAUACAUCGUGUUCGCCUUGUUGCACCUGGUAAGUGGAUGCUUUGUGCAACAUUUCCUCUUCCAAGGAGUGUUGCAUUUUCUAAAUAGAUCAAACCAGUUUUAUUUGCACCUUCAAAAAUGUCGGGGUUUCUAAAUUGAAGUCAUUAACCUUGUAAGAAUUGUCAUGUUAGUAAUUCUUUGUAGUGUACAGGGCUGUUGAGGUUUCCUUAGAAUGCAGUGUCAAACUAUGCCUAGGCAUAGCAUGUAUCAAGUUAGUCCUAUUGUAAUUUGUUUUGUAAUUUAUGGUAUUUAACAUCAUUAAUACCAUGUUAAUUAAUUUUUUUUGUAGCA
This is a messenger RNA of Cryptomeria japonica (Japanese cedar), 2169 nucleotides long. Its product is annotated as tRNA (guanine(37)-N1)-methyltransferase 1. Gene Ontology annotation, biological process: tRNA N1-guanine methylation. The record is from RefSeq and is a predicted model, not a curated record. The coding region runs from base 16 to 1926 and encodes 636 amino acids. Gene Ontology annotation, cellular component: cytoplasm. The transcript has 10 exons. Lineage: Eukaryota; Viridiplantae; Streptophyta; Pinopsida; Cupressales; Cupressaceae.